UGGCGAAUUGAAUUUGAAAGGAAAAGUUCACCUUCCCUGCUAGAUUUUUCGUCGUUUUUUUCAAUCAAAUCCAUCAAAUUGCGUGAGAAUGAACUACCAGGGAUUCGAGGAAGAUGAUUUACCGCGUCCUGUGGCUCCAAAUGUGCCACGAGAGGAAAUCCCAGUGCCGGCGUUUUCCGUGCCGGAUGUUUCGGUUAUUGUGGACAAAAAAGCCCCGGAAAGGCGGCAAACCUACCAUGAGUGGCAGAAGAAGAUGAAUCUUGUGGUUUUGGAGGGAAGAUCAACCACAAGCACAGCAUACCACCCGCCAGCAAUGCCACAGAAUGCCCCUCAGAGUCCUCCAAAGAACUUCGAGACGUUCCAUCCGGCGCUAGAUCGACAAAGUCCUCUAGAACGCCCAAGAAACAGAGUUUUGACAAUUCCUGAUGCCCCCAAUGUAGCUGGAGAUGCAAAAUCCGAUGAACUCAUUACGAGGCUUGAGAGGCUUCUCGGGAGCUACAGCACACAGCUCGAAGGACAAAUACAGAGGCUGCAGCACAGUAAUCGCGAGGAGGAAGAGAAACGAGAGAAACCACAGAUGAAGGAUAAGAGUGUGGAUGUUUACCCACAAAUGCGUUCUGUGGGCAUUCAGUGCGAUCUCCUCCUUCCGGAAAUUUCCCCACCAACCAAAUCCAUUGGGUUACAGACUGAAGCACCCCCGGAGGUGUUUGACAAUCGUCGUGCAUCAGAUUCCUGCCUCGCAGGAGGCUUAAUCCCACGCGGGAAUCCCGCUCAGAGUGAUGCCUGGAGUACGGAAAUGUCUCUCGCUACGCGACAAUAUAUGGAGAAGUACAAUCUCCUCGGGGAGCCACGUUCAUCGCCAAAUCGCAAUGUUCUUGAUGGGAUUAAGGACUUGCGGUGGCAGAAGAGAUUUCACUAAAAGAAUAAAAAAAAAUCCAAAAGAAAACCCUCUCAAUGGUUACUCUCGUGGCCUUUGGCAAUCCCAUCCUGGAUAUGAGUUUAACCGUGGAGGAUGGAGAUGUACGCGGGAAGUACAAUUUGAAGGCCAACGAACAACUGGAGGUACCCAUUGAGAGGCUAAUGGCACUGAAGAAUGAUGCAGAAGAGAGGUAUGCAAAAACAGCUCAACUAAAUCCCGGUGGUUCAUCCCUCAAUACAUGCCGAAUCCUGCGUGCCCUUGGUGAGAAAGAAAUCAUCUUCUGUGGUUCCGUGGGGGAUGAUGAGAAUGGUGGGAAACUUCUUAAGCUGAUUGAGAAAAGCGGCGUUGAUGUUUGCCUCCAGAGGCUUCGUGGUGCUUCCACUGCGGUGUGUUUGUGCUUAAUUGGGGGCCCCAAUCGUUGUCUUGUGGCUGAUAUUGGGGCUGCAUUUAAAAUUCAACUCUCCUGGCUUGCAGAUGAGGCAAUAAAGCGAAUAACUCCCUCAAAGAUUCUCUACAUUGAGGGUUACUUUGUCCCCGAACGCUUCCCCAUCUGCCAAUGGCUUGUGGAGACAAUGGGGGCGACAACAAAGGUGGCAAUUAAUUUAAAUGCAAAGUACAUCGUUGAGAAUCUCAGGGAGGAGUUUAAGUUCCUUGUACAGGCGUGUGAUCUCAUUUUUGGCAAUGUCAGUGAAUUUUCCACCCUUGCCAAGACUUCUGGCUGUGAAAAUCUCAUUUCUUGGGUGGAUACCAUUGCCAGGGAUGCAGCAAAGGAUAAGAUCUUUGUAAUAACUGAUGGGGAAGCUCCUGUGCGGCUAAUUGAGAUCAUCAAUGGUGUGGUGAAGUCGCAGGAAAUUCCUGUGGAAAAGGUUGAGAAUAUCAAGGAUACUACAGGAGCAGGAGAUGCCUUUGUGGCGGGAUUUUUCUCAGCCUACAUCCGAGGUAAAAUCCCCAAGGAAUGUGUUCAGGAGGGCAUUCACGUAGCAGGGAGAACUCUUACGCAGAUUGGAUGUCAUCUUCCCGAAGAAUAAUGAGCAUUUAGUCGAAUUUCAAAUGUAUUUGUCCUCGUUAGUCAGGGAUUUAAAUUAAAUAAAAUGUAAUUUAGAGGGUU
Lutzomyia longipalpis is the source of this 2027-nucleotide messenger RNA. RefSeq lists its product as uncharacterized. Gene Ontology annotation, molecular function: adenosine kinase activity. Bases 955 to 1947 code for a protein of 330 amino acids. Gene Ontology annotation, cellular component: nucleus; cytosol. Gene Ontology annotation, biological process: purine ribonucleoside salvage. The record is from RefSeq and is a predicted model, not a curated record. The transcript has 4 exons. NCBI's taxonomy places the organism in Eukaryota, Metazoa, Arthropoda, Insecta, Diptera, Psychodidae.